Schistosoma spindalis is the source of this 357-nucleotide messenger RNA. Lineage: Eukaryota; Metazoa; Platyhelminthes; Trematoda; Strigeidida; Schistosomatidae. The record is from the annotation of a GenBank genome assembly.
AUGUCACAAGACUUUGCAUCGAAUUCCCUUCCGACGUUCAAACUACUUCUUAUUGGUGAUUCAUGUGUUGGCAAAACUUCAUUAUUAAUCCGUUUUAAAGAUGGUAUAUUCUUAAAAGGUAGUUAUAUUUCAACUGUCGGAAUUGAUUAUAAGACAAAAACAGUAAAAGCUAAUGAUCAAUUAGUUCGUUUACAAAUAUGGGAUACAGCUGGACAAGAGAAAUUUCGUAGUUUAACAAAAUCAUAUUAUCGUGAUACUAAUGCUGUACUACUUGUAUACGAUAUAUGUAAAAUGGAUUCAUUUAGUAAUAUAAAAUCAUGGAUGAGUGAAAUCAGUGCAAAUAUACAAUCAAAAUAA